Molecule: messenger RNA, 1312 nt
Organism: Agrilus planipennis (emerald ash borer)
Lineage: Eukaryota; Metazoa; Arthropoda; Insecta; Coleoptera; Buprestidae
Product: tubulin epsilon chain-like
Exons: 8
Coding region: 1-1257 (418 amino acids)
Biological process (GO): mitotic cell cycle; microtubule cytoskeleton organization
Cellular component (GO): cytoplasm; microtubule
Molecular function (GO): structural constituent of cytoskeleton; GTP binding
Source: RefSeq, a predicted model, not a curated record
AUGCAGCCCAAGCAUGGAACAAGAAGAGCUAAUCUGGAGUAUAUGGUUGAAACAAAAAUUAGAGCUAGAGCUAUUUUAAUUGAUAUGGAAGAAGGUGUUAUAGGAAGAUAUAGAAAUGGCCCUUUUAAGGAUCUUUUCGAUGACAAGUUCAUCAUAACUAAUUCUCCUGGUUCAGGUAACAAUUGGGCAGAAGGUUACUAUACUCAUGGAAGAAAGUUUAAAAAUAACAUAUUAAAUGUAGUUCGACAAGUUGCAGAAAGAUCUGAUAAUCUCCAAGGUUUUAUUUUUAUGUUAUCAACUGGUGGUGGUACAGGAUCAGGAUUAGGAACUUAUUGUUUAAGAUUAUUAGAGGAUAAUUAUCCAAGCGUUGAUAGGUUUGUGAGUUGUGUAUAUCCUAUAGGAAGUGAAGAUGUAAUUACCUGCCCUUAUAAUAUGGCUUUAUCUACCAAACAACUUAUAGAUCAUGCAAGUUGCGUUUUUCCAGCAGAAAAUCGAGCUCUGACUGAAAUGAUUGCUGUGGAAGCAAAAAGAAAAGGGCCCCACAACGAAAAAGCAGGAUUUUUUGCUGAAAACACCACAUUUGAAAAUAUGAAUAGCAUUAUAGUAAAUUCACUGCUGCAUUUGACUUGUGGUUCCAGAUUUUCAGGUGCUUUAAACAUGGACAUGAGUGAUAUAAGCACCAAUUUGGUUCCAUUUCCUAACAUGCACUUCUUAUCUUCAGGAAUUACCCCUAUUUUUACACCAAUGAAGAAGGCAAUUUUCAAAAUCAAGCCUAAAUUAAAAGAAGAAAUGUUUCAUUCCAUUAGAAGUAAGAGUAAUCAACUGAUAAAAAUUAAUCCUGUAGGUCCUACUUCAGUUCUGCUUAGUGCAGCUUUACAAACAAGAGGUGAUGUGAAUAAUUCAGAUUUAAGAAAGUUUGUAGAAAAAUUACAAAGUAAGGGAAACUUUACCACUUGGUCUCGCAAGGCUGUCAAGGUAGGGCAUUGUGCUGUUGCCCCCCAAAAUUGUCAAGUUGCUAUGAUGUCUUUAUUUAAUACAACGACGAUGUCUGAAUUAUUUUCUCAUAUAAAUUUAUCAUUUAAAAGACUUUAUAAUCGAAAGGCACAUAUACAUCAUUACACCCAAACCAGUGGAUUUGAAAGUGAUUAUUUCCAAGAAUGUAGCGAAACCUUGUUAAAUAUGAUUGAAAUGUAUAAACAGACUGAAACUGCCUCAUCUAAUUGCAUUCCUAGACUUUCUGAUACUUCACCAGUGUAGUAAUUAGUAAGUAAAAUUUUUUAAUUGCAUGAAGUAAAUAAAACAUUUAAAGCUU